AUGAGCAGCACAGCCCCCUCAGCCCACGACGACUUACUCUCCCUCCCCCACCGCUUACCCCGUCCACCACACCCACACCCCCCACCCCCCUCCACGGCCUCUACAGCCUACACCGGCAGCUUCCUCGACGAUGGCGCCGACCUCCUCACCGCCACGCAGCCCGGCUUCGGUCCCAUCAACACACGCUUCUACAAGUCGCGUCGACGGCACCCUACACCGCACGAGGGCGACGAAGGGUGGAACGCCGAUGUGGCGCGCGCAGUGGGCGGGGACGUUGCGAGGUGUCUGGCCGGAGCGCAGGCGCUGGGGGAGAUUUGGGGGAGGGGCGAGGAUGGAGAUGACAGUGCAGAUGAUAACACGAAAGAGAGGAGCGAUGAGAAGAGGGGGAGGGGUGAUGAGAGGAUGAAGGAGAGAGAGAGGCAGAGGGAGGAGAGGAGAAAGGAUAGAGAGAGGCGAAAGAGGGGUGUAGUGACUGUCCCCGCGCCAUUGCACUGGGGGACUUUUGUGAUCAAGAGCGGAGAUGGGAGGGUGGUUGUUGUGGGGAGGGACGGGGAGUGGGACUCUGGACCUGUUGCUGCCGGUGCGGGAGAGCACGGAAGACAGCAGCACGAUAGAGGGAAAGAGACGGACAAGGAAGAGGAGCUGGAGAAGGAGAAGCGCAAGCGAGAGGCAAGGCUGUGGAUCAGAGCGCCCAGCACCCCGACCGCGUCUCUUGCACCCUCACCCACCAGACCAACAAACAGCGAGAGGGGCACCGGAAGACACGCACGCGGCGAGCGCGCCUCAUCGUCUGCGUCUGUAUCUGCCUCCACCUACACCUACGACUCCUUCACCACGUCCACCGUCGCGUCCCCGCUUGCCUCCCAAACGCAGUUCUUCAUGACCGGCGGCCUGGGCGGUUGGCCUGAGAGCACGGCGACGCCGGAACCAGAGUCCAAGACGCCAGAGCAUGGAACGAAAGAGCAGAAACCCCCAAAGCACAAGCGGACGGUGCCGCAUGCGAUUACAUGGGCCGAGACGCCGAUGGGCGGGUGGGGUGCCGCGGCGACAGCGACAGGCAAGGAGACAGAACCAUGGAGUCCCACGCCACGCAGAAAACACAAGGCCAGGAGCCUCUCCACAUCCACAACACGCACGACCACUCCACCGCUUCGCCCCGCAAACGCACACUGACCCCCCGAUAUCGUGGAGGUCACAUACACCACACCCUCCCCCUCCGCCUCCUCCCUCCACCCCGCCUACCCGCCCCCAGACAUCGUGGAGGUCACAUACGCG
Molecule: messenger RNA, 1275 nt
Organism: Boeremia exigua
Lineage: Eukaryota; Fungi; Ascomycota; Dothideomycetes; Pleosporales; Didymellaceae
Exons: 1
Coding region: 1-1173 (390 amino acids)
Source: RefSeq, a predicted model, not a curated record